This is a messenger RNA of Yarrowia lipolytica CLIB122, 999 nucleotides long. RefSeq lists its product as uncharacterized. The record is from RefSeq and is a predicted model, not a curated record. NCBI's taxonomy places the organism in Eukaryota, Fungi, Ascomycota, Dipodascomycetes, Dipodascales.
AUGCGAUUCUCCACCACUCUGCUAACUCUUAUCUCUCUUGUCAACGCUCUGCCCGUUGCCAACGACGAGCGAGACGUGGUUCUCACCCAGGAACAGACCGUCACUACCACCUGGUGUCCCGAGACUGCCGAGGGCGAGACCGCCUCUCCGGUUGAGAAGGUCGUCACGGCCACCGUGGUCACCACCAUCCAGUCUACCGAUGUGGUCACUGCUCCCUGCUCCAAGUGCGAGGAGGAGGAGAAGGCCAAGGAGACCAGCACUCCCGCUGCCGUCCCUGCUCCUGCCCCCGCCCCUACUUCUGCUGCCCCCGAGAAGCCUGCUGGAGAGCCUAUUCCUUCUCCUGCUCCUGCUCCUGCCCCUGUCACAUCGGCCCCCGCUCCCGCUCCCGCCCCCGCCGAGCCCUCCACAGUCUGGAACGUGGUCACCCAGUACACCACCAUCUGUCCCGAGAACUACGUGCCUCCUCCUUGUGACGAGCAGGCCGCUGCCCUGUCUUCUGUGGUUUCUGCUGCUUCUGCCGCCGACGCUGCUGCUAAGAACGGCACCGCUGGAGCUCCCUCCGUCACCUCUCCUGACGCUGCUGUCGCCGCUUCCGUCCCCGCAUCUAUCUCCAUCCCCGACUCCCUCACAGCCGCCUUGGCCUCCGCAAUCAGCGCCGCCGCCUCCUACUCGGUCGAUACCGACGAUGUGACCUACCUUGACGUGACCGUGACCCCCACCUCCACCGUCAACAAGACCGUGACCCCCACCGUCACCGUUGGCGGUUCUUCCACACCCUCUUCCACUGCUGCCUCUUCCACCUCGGCUCCCUUCGAGACCGGACCUGGCAAGACCGAGGCUACCCCCGCCGUCUCCACCGAAGCUGCUUCUCAAAAGAUUGUCGGAAACGCCCCUCCCACCCCCGGACCCACCGUUUCCACCGCCUCCGACUUCUCUGCCUCCAUCGCGUCCGCCGCCUCUGCCGCCGUGGACUCGGCCCUCAAGGAGCUGGCUUUCUAA